UAUAGUUAGCAGCACUGAGUAUCCUCGUUCCUUUUCACGUCGGUUGAUUCAAGCGUACUUGGUGCUGUUGUAAAUAAAUUACAGAUCGCAGCAAUGGUGCGUAUGAAUGUUUUAAGCGAUGCUCUGAAAUCCAUUAAUAAUGCCGAGAAACGCGGCAAACGGCAGGUGUUGUUGAGACCCUGCUCUAAAGUAAUUGUUAAAUUCCUCACCGUCAUGAUGAAACAUGGUUACAUUGGAGAAUUUGAGAUUGUCGAUGAUCAUCGUAGUGGGAAAGUAGUAGUUAAUCUUACCGGAAGGUUAAACAAAUGUGGUGUUAUCUCGCCUAGAUUUGAUGUACCCAUCAAUGACAUUGAGAAAUGGACCAACAAUCUUCUCCCUUCUCGACAAUUUGGUUUUGUCGUGCUGACCACCAGUGGAGGAAUCAUGGAUCAUGAAGAAGCAAGGAGGAAGCAUCUGGGAGGGAAAAUACUUGGAUUUUUCUUCUAAAUUUUUUAAUUAAAUGAAUAUAUAACAAAAUAGUA
Messenger RNA from Dinoponera quadriceps, 521 nucleotides. Its product is annotated as 40S ribosomal protein S15Aa. Lineage: Eukaryota; Metazoa; Arthropoda; Insecta; Hymenoptera; Formicidae. Gene Ontology annotation, biological process: translation. The record is from RefSeq and is a predicted model, not a curated record. Gene Ontology annotation, cellular component: cytosolic small ribosomal subunit; ribosome. The transcript is spliced from 4 exons. The coding region runs from base 94 to 486 and encodes 130 amino acids. Gene Ontology annotation, molecular function: structural constituent of ribosome.